Lytechinus pictus (painted urchin) is the source of this 1386-nucleotide messenger RNA. Its product is annotated as cilia- and flagella-associated protein 251-like. Gene Ontology annotation, biological process: regulation of secretion. Bases 1 to 1281 code for a protein of 426 amino acids. The transcript is spliced from 7 exons. Gene Ontology annotation, cellular component: secretory granule; synapse. The record is from RefSeq and is a predicted model, not a curated record. Lineage: Eukaryota; Metazoa; Echinodermata; Echinoidea; Temnopleuroida; Toxopneustidae.
AUGGACAACGAUGGCCGCUUUCAUGAUGGUGAUGGUGGAGAUGAUGAAGGUGAUAGUGACGAUGAUGGUGAUGGUUGCCACUUCAGUGAAGUAUGUAAAGAAUCUGAAGAUUGUAUAGAAGAUAAUUUAUUUGGUACGUGUGUUAGUCCUGAUUCAGUUUCCCUCCCUUUUUACGAUGUAAGCCGAAACGGGUUCCGCGAUCUCAAGAUCGUUAUUCGAUUUCUCCUGGAUAGAGGCUACCAGUGGAGAGAUGAUGCAGCACAGAAAACACUGGAGAAGAUAUUGGACCAGUACCGCAUGGAGUACGUGGACCCGGAGGUGGAGCUAGAGGUCAACUAUGCGAGGGAGCGGGAGCUGGAGCUGGAGGCCCUGGAGAACAUGGCUGCCCAGUACGGGAGUCUCUUCUUCAACAGGGAGACCAACGAUAGACUGGAGAAUGCAGAGGAAAUGAAACGAAACUAUGGCAUUGAUCCUGCUUAUUACACCGAGGAAGAGAAGGUUACCUAUCUUCCCCAAAACAAGGUAGCUAGGGGAACCAGCAAGGAUGAGGUGGAGGAUUUAAUACAGCAGUACGUGCAAGCUAUUGAAAAUUCAAGCCCCAGGGAGACGGAGGAAGAGGCAAAGUGGAUGUAUCAUGAGUAUUACCAGAAAUACCUAGAUCUUCUUGAGCAGUAUAGAGCCAUUGAGAGGGCAGCACAAAACGAGUUGGCAGGGGAAGAGGAUUACGGGGAGGAGAGUCCAGAUUACUAUGCAGAGGUUCGGGAAAAACUUGACUACUUAAAACAGUACUUAGAAGAGAUAUACCAAGGGGAGUUGGAUAAGGAGGAAGAAGAGGAGGAGGAGGAGGAGACUGGGAUGGAAGGAAAUGAUGAAGGGAUGGUUGAUGGAGGGAUGAGUCAAAGUUCUAGUAGCUGGUGGGAAGCGAGCAGUAGCAGCAUCAGUGAAGGUGGAUUGGAGGAAAUCUUAGAAGAAGGGAUUGACCGACUGGCUGUCCAACUCAUCAACAACGAGCUCAUCCCCCAGAUGACCCCUCAGGAGCAGGAACAGUGGAGGCGACUCAACGAAGACGAGAAGGAGGGCAUCAUCCAGGAGGCUCUCCAGGCUAUUGACUGGGUUGCCAUGGAGAUGGAGACGGAGGGUGCAGAGGAAGGGCAAGUCCAGAGGGAGAUGGUGGCAGAGGCGAUGGAGGCGGAAGAAGAAGAGGCGGAAAAGGAGGCGGAGGAGGAGGCAGCGAUUGAAGCAGCGAUGAAGGAUGGAGAAUGGCUUAAUGAAGGUAAUUAGAAAGGAAUGGUGCAGGUGGUGGUGAUGGUGACUUCGUUGGCAGUGGUGGUAAUUAUGAUAAUGAUGAUAAUGAUAAAAAUGAAGAUUAACAUGAAUAUGAUAUUG